Molecule: messenger RNA, 594 nt
Organism: Aspergillus nidulans FGSC A4
Lineage: Eukaryota; Fungi; Ascomycota; Eurotiomycetes; Eurotiales; Aspergillaceae
Product: putative pre-mRNA branch site protein p14
Exons: 5
Coding region: 1-519 (172 amino acids)
Cellular component (GO): nucleus
Molecular function (GO): RNA binding; nucleic acid binding
Source: RefSeq, a predicted model, not a curated record
AUGGCUCUCCUCCGAACCUCGCGACCAUCUCGACUCGAGUCUUUCAUAUUCUCCUCUUUCUUGCUCUCUUCCUCUUUCUCUCUCCUUUCCAUCCGAACAAUCUCAGACCCCACCUGGGUUUCUGAUUUAUCUUCUUUAACGUACUAUUUCAUUCCUUCUGAUAUUUUUCGUCUGAGGAUGAGCCGAAAGCUCGCCCCCGAAGCCAAUCGGAUUCUCUUUGUCAAGAACCUCAACUACAACGUCACUGCAGAACAGCUCUUCGACCUUUUUGGGAAGUUUGGACCUAUCCGACAAAUACGACAAGGGAUUGCGAACAACUCAAAGGGCACUGCAUUUGUGGUCUAUGAAGACGUUCACGACGCCAAACAGGCAUGCGAUAAGCUCAAUGGAUUCAACUUCCAGAACAGAUAUCUUGUCGUCUUAUAUCACCAGCCGGAAAAGAUGCUCAAGUCGAAGGAAGACUUGGCGGAAAGGCAAGAGAAUUUGGAACGUCUUAAACAGCAACAUGGUAUAGAAUGACGUGACGAUUUUCUUUUAAUCGCUUAUUCUACAUGUUCUCUGCGCGCUGCAAGACAUGAGGAUGCGCGCACUAUG